AUUACAAUCAUGGCUUCGAGGCUGCUUUUGCUGAGAAGGCUCUCGAGGUCGGUGAAGCUCUCACUAGCAUUCCCAUCUUCAAAUUCUUACUCUUUGGUUCAUGGGACCCGGCUUCUUCCUUUAAAGGGGUCACAAAUUCUGGGUUUCUUGGAGAAUUUUCAUCUGCCUCCUUCUUCAAUUCCUUCCCGAAGCUUUUGCUCUCGCAGUUUGAAUGUUGAAGGCCCCACUGCUAUUGAUUACCGUUCUAUACUGCAGGAGGAUGAAUUUCACAAACUGGCAGAUAUUACUAUACAUGAACUACAAGAGAAACUCGAGGUCUAUGGAGAUUCCGUUGAAGUUGAUGGAUUUGACAUAGACUAUGGGAAUGAUGUGUUGACUGUAAAACUGGGGGACCUGGGCACCUAUGUGUUAAACAAACAAACACCAAAUAGACAAAUAUGGCUGUCUUCUCCCAUCAGGUUGUACCACUCUGGAUAGUUAUUGACAUUGAAGUUAAAUCCCUUUGACUUGUCAUUGGUCUUACCUUAUCAACGUAAAUGAGGUAGUAGGUGGUAGAAAUGCGAUUGCAAAACUCCGCCAAGUAAUUAACUGGUUUAAAAUCUCCUCUCUGCCGUUUUUGAAAUUUCUGACAUACAGGAUUUGAGAUGAGGAAAGAUUUAUGUGCAGUGUUUGCGAAAGAACCCAUUUACUCAUGUUGGUUUUCACUUCUGUAAAAAUUCUAACGUUUUCAUAUUCAAACAAUGAGUAGGGAGGAGAUUUGAUGUUUAUAGUGUGUCUUAUAAUUUUGAUGAGAUGGCUGUAGUCGUAGUACCCUGUAUGUGGAGAUUUGAAUACUUCAUCCUUCCAAGAACAUAGGUAGACAAACCUAUUGAUGCACUUUUGAAAGAGUAUCUUACAAGCAUCAUGUGUCCUUUCUUUUCUGACGGUUACUUCAGUAAAUCACUAGUUUAGCUCUCAUUGACGUUUUGAUUGGUUAUAGUGAUUUAGACUAUCUUGUUACUUUGGAGGCCUCUGUUAUUCCAAAUCUACAGGUUUAAUUAUAUUUGUUGAAGGAUAAUCCAAUGGAGAACAUUGUGAGUUUACUCACCAUUGGACGUAUUCUGCGUCUAAGUAUAAGCAUUAAACUAAGAAUCUUGAGAUGCAUUUUAAGGGUGAGAAAACGCAAACCUAUGGCCCUCUAUAGAGUUUUCUUUUUUUGAAGCAAAGACAUGUUGGUCUUCUGCACAAUUAUCAGAUGCAGCCAUGCAGGAAACUUUUAUCCUUAUCAUGGGCGUAUCGCUCGUCUAAUAUAGCCAAGGUCAGGGCGGUUGCUCACUGAAAAAAGUGUUUUUGGUCUGCACC
This is a messenger RNA of Neltuma alba, 1341 nucleotides long. RefSeq names its product frataxin, mitochondrial-like. The record is from RefSeq and is a predicted model, not a curated record. The transcript is spliced from 5 exons. NCBI's taxonomy places the organism in Eukaryota, Viridiplantae, Streptophyta, Magnoliopsida, Fabales, Fabaceae. The coding region runs from base 10 to 477 and encodes 155 amino acids. Gene Ontology annotation, biological process: intracellular iron ion homeostasis; iron incorporation into metallo-sulfur cluster. Gene Ontology annotation, molecular function: ferrous iron binding; 2 iron, 2 sulfur cluster binding; iron chaperone activity. Gene Ontology annotation, cellular component: mitochondrion.